AUGUCAUCAUCAUCAUCAUCUGAUGAUGUCGACGAAAUAUUGGAUGAUGUAUCGACGAAAUCGUCGAAGAUACAUACAAUGAUAUUGUGGAGCCCCAACCAAAUAAUCGACGGAGACGUGCUUAUGUAUAACGAUAUCGUGAAGGAGGCCAUAACCGUUUAUGGAAUGACUACUUCAGCACAAGAUGCAACCGGGAGGUUUGGUCAUACACCGCUUCAAAAAUGUACGGCAGCAAUUCGUCAGCUUGCUUAUGGUUCUGCAGCUGAUGCGGUUGACGAGUAUCUUCGAAUUGGUGAGAGCACUGCACUUUUGUGUUUACAUAAGUUCACUGAUGGAAUCAUCCGGUUGUUUGGAGAAGAGUAUCUACGAAGACCCACACCGGCGAAUCUUCAAAGACUUCUCGAUAUUGGAGAGACACGUGGGUUUCCUGGGAUGGUCGGGAGCAUUGACUGUAUGCAUUGGGAGUGGAAAAAUUGCCCAACCGCUUGGAAACGACAAUACACGCGUGGAUCAGGAAAACCGACAAUUGUAUUAGAGGCUGUAGCUUCACAAGAUCUUUGGAGAUGGCACGUUUUUUUUGGUCCUCCAGUUCAAGAAGCAACCCGUAAAGAUGUGGAGCGGGCUUUUGGAGUUCUACAAGCCCGGUUUGCGAUUGUGAAAAACCCGGCUCUUUCAAUGAACAAGGCAAAGAUAGGGAAGAUUAUGAGAGCAUGUAUCAUACUACACAACAUGAUAGUCGAAAAUGAACGAGAUGGAUACAUUCGUUAUGAUAUUUCAGAAUUUGUAGAAGGAAACGUCACCAGAAGUUCAGAGGUCGAAACCGAGAGGCCUACAAAUCUGAAUAAUAUGUUUCCCAAUCGGAAUGAUCUUCGUGAUAGGCAAAUACAUGAACGAUUGAAGAAUGAUUUAAUCGAAAAUAUUUGGAACAAAUUUGGUGAAGAAGAUUAA
Messenger RNA from Brassica rapa (field mustard), 948 nucleotides. RefSeq lists its product as uncharacterized. Lineage: Eukaryota; Viridiplantae; Streptophyta; Magnoliopsida; Brassicales; Brassicaceae. The record is from RefSeq and is a predicted model, not a curated record.